Aplosporella prunicola CBS 121167 is the source of this 1601-nucleotide messenger RNA. RefSeq lists its product as uncharacterized. Gene Ontology annotation, molecular function: transmembrane transporter activity. Lineage: Eukaryota; Fungi; Ascomycota; Dothideomycetes; Botryosphaeriales; Aplosporellaceae. Gene Ontology annotation, cellular component: membrane. The transcript is spliced from 6 exons. Gene Ontology annotation, biological process: transmembrane transport. The coding region runs from base 27 to 1601 and encodes 524 amino acids. The record is from RefSeq and is a predicted model, not a curated record.
GGUUUACUGAGAUCCGCCCUCACAUCAUGGCAACCAGUACUCCGCACUCGGAUCCACCACGAUCCGUCGCUCCUGAUGACGUCGACGACAAAAACAUCAAGGAGAAGAAUGAAGAAGUUUCCGAUACCGAGGUCGUCGCCGUCCCAUUCGACGGCGAUGUCCUCCGCGAGUCGGAUUACACGCCGGAGCAGUACAAGAAGCUGCUGAGGAAGAUAGACCGGUAUCUCUUGCCGCUGAUGUGGUUCUGCUAUGGCGUGCAGCAAACAGACAAGAUAUCGCUCAGCACGCAAGCCAUCUUCGGCCUGCGCGAGGACACGGGCCUCGUAGGCCAGCAAUACUCAUGGCUGACGACCAUCUUCUACAUCGCCUACCUCUGCGGCGAGUUCCCGUCCAACUUCCUGCUGCAGCGCUGGGCGCUGGGUCGGACCUUGAGCAUCUACAUGUUCUUCUGGGGAAUCUGCGUCAUCUGCGUCGCCGCAGCGCAGAACUGGUCGCAGCUCAUGGCCAUCCGCGCGCUGCAGGGCUUCUUCGAAUGCACCAUCUCGCCGGGCUUCGUGCUCAUCGGCAGCACAUGGUACCGGACGUCGGAGCACUCGGCGCGCGCCCUGUUCUGGAGCUCUGCCAAUGCCGGCUUCUCCAUCAUCGCCCACCUCGUCAUGUAUGGCAUCGGCUCCCACGCCGAGAAGUACGGCGGACUGGCGCCCUGGCGGUGCAUCUCGCUGUUCUUGGGCGCGUCGACCAUCUUUCUCUCGCUCUUGUGCUUUGCGCUGCUGGGCAGUCCCACCGAGGUGCGGUGGCUGAGCAAGGAUGAGAAGCGUAUGGCGGCGGCCCGUAUUCUAAAGAACAAGGCUGGCCGCGAUGUCACGGGGAUCAAAUGGUCGUGGCCACAAACUCUCGAAGCUUUCAAAGACCCCCAGCUUUGGUUCUGUACCGUCAACGCUUUCUUGUCGUCUGUCCCCAACGGUGGCCUUACUACGUUUGGCAGCAUACUGUACAAGUCUUUCGGCUUCACUGAACUGCAAGUUCUCCUGGUUGACAUACCGCGUAGUGUCGCCUCGCUCUUCAUCUUCCUCGCCAUCGGCAUCUACACCCGCCGCGUCAAGAACCGGCGCAUGUACAUCAUGGCGCUCUCCACGCUCCCACCCUUCAUCGGCUUCCUCGCCAUGUCCCUCCUCCCCAACACCGACGCCUACAAAUGGACCAAAUGGGGCAUGUACCUGCUCACAGUCCCCUUUGUGCUCUCCCUCUUCCUCGCCUGGACACUGAUCUCCUCCAACGUCGCCGGCCGCACCAAAAAGACGCUCAUCUCAUCCGCCACCUUCCUCGGCUACUGCGCCGGCAACAUGUGCGGCUCGCAGAUCUUCGUCGCCGCCGACGCCCCGCGCUACGUCCCCGGCACCAUCGGCUGCGCCGUCUGCUUCGCCACUGAGUGCGCCCUCGUCGUCGCCUGGCGCGCCUACUAUGUCUGGCAGAACCGUCGUCGCGACCGCGCUGCCGCUGCGGCGGGGCUGAGUCGCGACGAGCAGGAGCAGAUCGGAAGUAGGAUGGGCGAGGCCGAUGUUACGGAUUUGAAGAAUCCGCAUUUUAGAUAUACCUUGUAA